Molecule: messenger RNA, 1842 nt
Organism: Paramisgurnus dabryanus
Lineage: Eukaryota; Metazoa; Chordata; Actinopteri; Cypriniformes; Cobitidae
Source: RefSeq, a predicted model, not a curated record
AUGAAUCCUUUGCCCAAUGUCAGUGGUGGGAAUGUUACACGGGGUCGGAGAAUUCAUCGGUUUAGCAGGCGUGUUACAGGUGUGGGGAAUGAGGCUGGAGGUAAUAUGCGCGUCCAGUCUUUUUACCGUGCAAGCAAUGUAGAGCGAGCUGCGUCUUCCCGAGCGGGCCCUGGGAGUCUGUCGGGCGAGCGGCCGACUUCCAGUGCUCCGUCCCGUGCACCUCAUCACAAUCACGGCGACAAGUCUGAGACCACUGAGGUUGCUAUAGAGGUGGAGGAAGCUUAUGAUGAACUUGAGGAGUUUCAAGACAUCACUGUCCCCACCUAUGACACAGAGCGGAUACCUUCUGCUGCUUCACAAGCAUCAGUGUAUGCAGCAUCAUCUUCAACCCCUCCGGCAACCAGACCCAAGUCAUCACUGUAUGUGUCCCCUACAUUACCAGUGAGAUCUCCUGUCACCAGCUCUACGUCAUCACUGUCUGUGGUCCCUCCAAUACCAGUCACAUCUUCUGUUUCCAGCUCACUGCACACUCAGCCAGCACUAUCUCCUGGCGCACAUAGCUCCCCAGGUAACCAAGGGUCCACAGAAACUGACCUUCCAACAUCUGAAGAGAACCCUUCGCAUGAUGAUUGUGUUGGACCCGAUAAUAUUGAAGGUUAUGGAGCUGUGCAGGACCUGGCAGAGUAUUUGUUCAACCUUAGAGAACACCAUCUGGCCUUAACUGGAGAAGAGUCUGAUCAAAUCAUCAACCUAUGGCAGGCAUUGGGGGAGUUUGAUAAGAAAAAGACCACUUACUCGACACGUCACCAAACCAACCUAAAACAGGGACGAUUCAGGGCCAGUAAGAAGAAUGUGGCACCAGGUGUGGAGAGCACCAGAAGGUGUUUCAUUGGGCAUCAUAGUCCUGCACAGAGGCCUGACUGCAACAGAGUGGUGGAGGGCAUCUUCACAAGGCUCUGUGCUCUCUACCAAAACGCGGUGCGCGUUGAAGGAGAGAGGGUUACCCGCUCCACAAUGAUUGCACGGGUCUACAGACAUAUCCGAGAGUACAUCCUCACCAAUGAUAGGGUGAUGAGAGAAACCACCAUCCAGCUUCCACAGAUGAACGCUUCAACAAUCUCAGACUGGUUCUCCAAGCGUGACAAGUCACAGGAUGUGAGGGUUACAAAGCAGGGUAUCAAUUUCCCAGAUGCACCCAUGGCUGGACCUGAGAAGCUUCCUGCGGCUUUGCAGAAAGGGCCGGCGCUAUUUCCAGGGAGCUUGGCUGAGCCUCACCUUUUUGUCCUGCCAAGAAACACUGCUGGGGAGGCAAAACUCAAGAGGAGGUCACAACCUCCAGCCCUCCCUGCAGCUUCUGACAGUUGUAGACAGUUGUAGGUUAAAUUGUCAUCUUUAGGUCGCUGGUUCAAAUCCGGCUCGGAGGACGAUUUUAAUCCGCUGUAUAUCAAACUGCUUCCUGUUAACUGUAUAACACUGUGCUAUCCUCACAUACCUGUGUAAAGUAGAUCUUCUAAACCCUGCGAUAGCUCAGUUGAUAGAGCGGAGGACUGUAGUUGGUUAAAUUGUUAUCCUUAGGUCGCUGGUUCAAAUCCGGCUCAAAGGAGUUAUUUUCUUCAAUUUGCUGUUCUUAAAACUGCAUCCUGCUAAUGGUAUAUCACAACACUACCCUCACAUACAUGUGUGAGAUAGAUAUUCCAAACCCUUCGAUAGCUCAGUUGGUAGAGCGGAGGACUGUAGUUGGUUAAAUUGUCAUCCUUAUGUUGCUGGUUCAAAUCCGUCUCGAAAGCGGUACUUAAAUCUAGUGUUCUUAAAACUGUUUCCUGUUUACGGUAUAUCACCACA